CUAAAAAAUUCGAAUCGGAAAAUAAACUUGAUAUCUUCUUUAGAGAAAAGACCAGAAGCUUCUCUCUCUUCUUCUCGUUCUCGCAGAAUCGCCGAUAGGGUUUUGGUUGGGUUUGCCAUUGUUGCUCCUUCUUUGAGCUCUACAGCGCUAUGCCUCGGUAUUACUGUGACUAUUGCGAUACAUAUCUUACCCAUGAUUCUCCAUCAGUGAGGAAGCAGCAUAAUGCAGGUUACAAACAUAAGGCAAAUGUGCGAUCAUACUAUCAACAAUUUGAGGAGCAACAAACCCAAAGUUUAAUUGACCAGAGGAUCAAAGAACAUCUUGGUCAAGCUGCGGCAUUCCAACAGGUUGGUGCAGCUUAUAAUCAGCAUUUACUUGGCCAAAGACCCCGUCUUCCUGUACUACCUACUCCUGUAAUGCCGGGAGCUGCCCCGGGGUUAAUGCCUGGAAUAAGGCCUCCAGUUUUGCCUAGACCAGUUCCUGGUGCUCCAGGAUAUCUACCUGCUCCUACAAUGCCACCUAUGAUGGCCCCACCCGGAGCUCCUAUGCCUGGCCAAGUGAACAUUCCUGCUAGGCCGCCUCCUCCAGCUCCAGUUCCAGGGAGCGCACCUCAACCUUCUUCAACAAAUGGUGCACCGUUGGCUCCACCAUCAAUGUAUCAAGCAAAUCCAGCAGCACCAGGAAGCGGAGGGUAUGAGAGUUUCACCACCAUGGCUCAACCUUCUGAGCCUAACCAUUAGAGCUUGUACUUGUGCUGUUUGUGUAUGAUAUCCAAAAGCUCUUCUAAUGCAAACCGUGACUCAAUAUUUUAAAAAACCUGAAGAAAAAUUUGGAGCCUUCGAGAUUAAAUGUAGAAAAGUUAUUUCUAAGUGAGCAAAGGAAAUAAUUCUGGUGGUUGAUUCAUUGCUACUUGUUUGGAGGUAGAA
Molecule: messenger RNA, 926 nt
Organism: Benincasa hispida (wax gourd)
Lineage: Eukaryota; Viridiplantae; Streptophyta; Magnoliopsida; Cucurbitales; Cucurbitaceae
Product: C2H2 and C2HC zinc fingers superfamily protein
Biological process (GO): mRNA 5'-splice site recognition; mRNA splicing, via spliceosome; spliceosomal snRNP assembly
Cellular component (GO): nucleus; U1 snRNP
Molecular function (GO): zinc ion binding; pre-mRNA 5'-splice site binding
Source: RefSeq, a predicted model, not a curated record